UGUGCGACUUUUCGUCUGACCGGCGUGCAGUGUUGCACAUGUAGGCAGCUUAAUCAGUGCGGUGUCUCCGGCACUUCGCAGCCAACAUGGGGUGCUGCGUGGCUGUGAACUGCACCAAUUCGCGUGCGAAGGGCUUCCGCAUGUACAGGUUUCCCAGAGACCCCAAGAGAAAACGCAUAUGGGAAGAAAAGACAAAACGUGGUGGCGGCUGGAGACCUAAUGCGAACAGCGAGCUGUGUGAGGCACACUUUGACGACAGUCAGUUCGAGUCGCGUCGGGCUGACGGCUGGAGAAAACUGAAACCAAACGCCGUGCCCACCAUUUUCGCCCACACUGUUGUUCGUGUCACAAGGAAACCGCCCAAGAGUCGGUUGCAGCCCCAGGGUAUAACAGUGCCGCUGAGAGAGGAGGCAAGGACUGCUGAGUCUACCUUAACCUCACAGGCUGGACAGACGUCUACAGAGGCAAUAGGAGGUGCACCCGCAGUUUCGCUGAUGAAGGAAGGCUGUAUGCCCCUGCAGAGGAGAGAGCUCACCACCCAGCAGACAACUUCAGGCUUAUCAAGUAUAGAGCACUUCCCGGUGGGUUCUAUUCAUACUAGUGAUGACUCUUCUGUUGUGCAGAUACUUGUGCGCCCAUGUUUUCCACAUGCAGUGUCAGAUAUGGCUGUUCCAGAAAAGGAGUGCACUAUGCAGGACACAAACACUCCUGAUGCCGUACAGGACCUUAGUACGUGUAGCCUUGAGCUCGAGGCACCAGACAGCCCAUCCCAGGUUGAAACACUGGAGUACUCACUGAACAGCUCUGCCGCACUUUAUCCUGAGGCACCAGCGAGCCCACUGAUGGUCGACACACUGGACAGUUGUUCACCCACAUGUCAUCCAGAGGUAUAUGUUCAUUGUAGUUGUGUAACUGUGCUACCAGAUGCAUAUCUGCUACUCCACACUUCAUGCACGUUUUUGCUUCUUAAAGCCAGACAGCUGUGUAUGACAUGCUCCUCCUUUGUGAAAAUGUUUUCAUAAAGACAAUAGGAAGUUGCAUGGACAAGGACAAUAUCCUUUGCACCUUGCAUAGUGCAAUGCUUACUGCUGCAAAACACGUGCCACUCACAAACUGUCAUGGUGUGAAGGACAAGAUCAUUCGCCGGUUUUGCCAUGCACGUUUACAGCUGCACCUGUCUGACCUGAGCAGACAAAUUAACACUAAAGUGAGAGACAUGGGCAGCAAAAGCAUGUGCGCCCCACGUCGACAAAAGUGACACAUAACACAACAGUGACAGUGUACUUGAUGAACGCUAUUGUGCGGAAUCAUGAUUUCCAUUUUAUUCAUAUGUUGUAGAACUGUGACAGUCUACAAUCUUGACUUCGUGCAGUUUGACAAUUUAAAGAAGGUGCAGUUUUCUUUUUGCCCAUUUGUAGUGAGUGAACAUUGGUAUAUCCAAGUGUGCGUUUCAGCUAGGUUUUAUUUUGAUCAGUGUUGUGUAUGUCUCAACUUUGUGCCUGAACAGUGGAUAGAUUUCAAUUGUUUGACUAAAGCUGGACUGUUUUCUUAGCGUGAACUGUGUAUUCUUAGUGUAAUGUAUGCCAUUGUUCCUCCUUGUGGUAUCCCCACCUUGCCGUGGUGAGGAGGCUUGUGUGCUUCUGUGAAUUUAUGGGCUAAGCCAGCCGUAGUUGCACUACUGUAAUUAGCUGUGUACUACAUCAGGGCCACCCAUGCUGGAAAGGCCAUAGCUGAGGGGCUAGACUAAGAGGGAUACAUAAAAAUGAUUGUUUUUGG
Messenger RNA from Ornithodoros turicata, 1776 nucleotides. Its product is annotated as peroxynitrite isomerase THAP4-like. The record is from RefSeq and is a predicted model, not a curated record. The transcript is spliced from 7 exons. NCBI's taxonomy places the organism in Eukaryota, Metazoa, Arthropoda, Arachnida, Ixodida, Argasidae. Bases 87 to 1022 code for a protein of 311 amino acids.